Molecule: messenger RNA, 1609 nt
Organism: Asterias rubens (European starfish)
Lineage: Eukaryota; Metazoa; Echinodermata; Asteroidea; Forcipulatida; Asteriidae
Exons: 11
Coding region: 10-1452 (480 amino acids)
Source: RefSeq, a predicted model, not a curated record
CAGAAACAAAUGACUCCGUAUAUUUAUGAUGAUGAGAAAUACCAUCGUCAUUUUGAUACAUCAAAACUUGUCAAACUUGACGUAUUCCGUAUUUCGCCUUCGGUCGACGUUCUGUUCUUUUUUUUUUACUGUAGUGACCACGUGCCCAAGCUGCCUUAUGACAAAAACAAAAGUCAUCAUAAUCAUAAGCUUCGUCUGACAAUGCAAAGACAUCUUAAAGCAGCAGUUCAUCAGAAAGCAGAUACAAGUGAAGUGCUUCUGAAAGAGGGAUGGUGUGUUAAAAAGAGCGGAAACAAGGGCUUGCUCGGACAAUACAAGUGGCAAAGACGAUGGUUUAUUCUUCUUCAGCGCGGUCAGACAGUAACGCUUUAUUACUAUGAGAAGCAAGGUGCCAGAGCUGCCAAGGGCCAGAUCCAGUUGAGCAAUAAAUAUGUAACCAGAGAACCUGAAGGCAAAGAGAGGGAACAACGAAAUUGUUUUGAGGUCGGACCGUUUGCGGAGGAUGGCACAACGAGAACAUACUACAUCAGUUGCGAAACUGAAGAGGACAAACACGAGUGGAUGGAAGUGAUGAAUGCAGCUAUAGAGGGCAGUACAGCCAAAAAGGCACUGGAGAGAAAGCAGACAGCUUCAUUCAAUUGCAAGAAACGGCAAAACCGUGCGAAGGUUCAAUCCAUGCACAUUGGGAGACGCGAAAUCAAGAGAGAUUUGUAUUUGGAUCCUGAUUGGAGGAAACUGCAAUGGAAGACUCUAGUUGAGGUGGCGAGCAGCAAAGAUUGGAAGAAAAGUGACACAAAGGACGGUAUUACAGUUGGCAGAAAGAGCUUCAGUGAUGGCCUGCAUGCUGUUGUUAAGAUCGAAGGAAUUAUACAGGCGAAAUGCAAGCACGUUUACAGCUUUUUACAGAGUGCAGUAAAACCUGGUGGGAAGCUUGACUUCCCGUUCAAGAAUGUAGAUGACGUCCUGGAGGAGUUAUCGAGCCCCCCUCGAGGAGUGGUUGUCAGCUGUUACAAAGACCUCAAGGCCCUGCCUAACACACAGCCUCGUCAUGUCACCCUCUUACAGAUGGCCGUACCGAUGCAGUUGACUCAAGGAGAGUCUUGUGGAUUGCUGGUCAUGUCUGUUCAUCAUCCAGACUGUGAAAAAAGACCGGAUGCAGUGGCCUGUAGUGUUGGCAUUUCGGGUUGCGUAAUCAAAGAGCACAAAUCAGAGCAACAGACUCCUAAGGUACAACAAGCCAGCAGUGAUGAAACUGAUCCCACUGAUAACAUUAGUUCACCAAGGUCACAGGUCACCCAUAUGACCUUACUAUGUCAGGUCAACCUUCAGGGGUCACUUCAAGCGAUGAUGAAAGGAGCGUACAGGUCGGGUUUGUUGGUGUACGGUAUGAGAUCAUUUUUCCAAAACCUAACUGACCACAUCGACAGCUAUGUUAAGAUUGUAGACUUUUAAAAAAUAAUUGUGCAAUCAUGGCAGGAGGCCCUUAGAAUGUACAUGACAGCAGACUGUUUCUGAAUAACUUUCCAUUUUGUCUUAUCGAUGUGUAACCAAGGGACCCUCACUGUGACUCGUAGGCCUGAAGGAAAGGAAGAUGUCAAACAAUAUGUCA